Messenger RNA from Penaeus vannamei (Pacific white shrimp), 922 nucleotides. The record is from RefSeq and is a predicted model, not a curated record. NCBI's taxonomy places the organism in Eukaryota, Metazoa, Arthropoda, Malacostraca, Decapoda, Penaeidae.
UUGGGUUUUGCCUUUUGUUUCGUUUACCAUUUAUGAUUCACAUUUAUUAUUUACAGUUUACUAAGGAAUGGGAUAUAUAAAGGAAAUGAUAACAGACAUUUUAAUGGCUUGAUUUUAAAGAUAACUUUGAAAUAAAUAACUUCCUGUGGAUGCAUUGAUAACUGACAAAGCGUAACGUAGUUUACUGAUUCAUUGAAUUUGUUUUUUAACUUUGUUUUAAAUUAGUCACGAGUCUCAUUUGCUUUGAUUUUAAUGUUACGUUUUAUCAAUUACACGCACUUUGAAUCAAUUAUCUAUUUUUCUAUGAUAUAUGCUUUGGUCGAAACUUUUGUCUGUGAAACACGCUACCAGUAUCGACAUCACACCACGAGAACAUGAAAAUUACUCUGUGCCGAAACAGGAGGCCGGAGGCUUAGGUCUCGUUGGCUCCUACGGCCCCGCAAACUAGGGGGAGCCACAGGGUGCCACGGCACCUUCACCUCACACAUCACCUGUGAGAGGAGCUGUUCCGAGAACCACCAGGCGGUUGAUUGUGAGCGACACAUCUCCGCCGAUGCUCACUCCGGCGAAUUUCAGCAUUCAGCUGAUUCACAACGCAGUCUCUGAUCGCGACUCUAUUUCAAAGUUUAAAGCUGAAGCUCCAGCUUCACAGCCACUCCGACGAAAUCAGGAAGUAGAAGGCUGGAUUAGGCAGUUAGAAAAUACACUUAGACAAAAGUUUAGAGGCACGUGUUCAGCCUCUGACUUUUUCACUCUGCUGUAUGAGGUCCGUAUGCUUGCAGGACAGGCUCCUCUUGAUUUUUAUGCAGUGCUUGAGGGCAUGGUGUAUCAAGGCUAUCGAGAUCACAAAGAAGCCAUAGGUAGCCCUGAGGAGUUAAUUCGAAGGAACACGAAGAUCUGGUAUUGCAGAGAUCUCUCGUGA